Molecule: messenger RNA, 925 nt
Organism: Callithrix jacchus (white-tufted-ear marmoset)
Lineage: Eukaryota; Metazoa; Chordata; Mammalia; Primates; Cebidae
Gene: CD274
Product: CD274 molecule
Biological process (GO): immune response; cell surface receptor signaling pathway; cellular response to lipopolysaccharide
Cellular component (GO): external side of plasma membrane
Source: RefSeq, marked provisional
AGGUUAUUACAGAAAGAUGAGGAUAUUUGCUGUUUUUAUAUUCAUGACCUACUGGCAUUUGCUGAAUGCAUUUACUGUCACGGUUCCCAAGGACCUAUAUGUGGUAGAGUAUGGCAGCAAUAUGACACUUGAAUGCAAAUUCCCAGUAGAAAAACAGUUAGAACUGACUUCACUAAUUGUCUAUUGGGAAAUGGAGGAUAAGAAUAUUAUUCAAUUUGUGCAUGGAGAGGAAGACCUGAAGGUUCAGCAUAGUAGCUACAGACAGAGGGCCCAGCUGUUGAAGAACCAGCUCUCCCUGGGAAUUGCUGCACUUCAGAUCACAGAUGUAAAACUGCAGGAUGCAGGAGUUUACCGCUGCAUGAUCAGCUAUGGUGGUGCUGACUACAAGCGGAUUACUGUGAAAGUCAAUGCCCCAUACCACAAAAUCAACCAAAGAAUUUUGGUUGUGGAUCCAGUCACCUCUGAAUACGAGCUAACAUGUCAGGCUGAGGGCUAUCCCAAGGCCGAAGUCAUCUGGACAAGCAGUGACCAUCAAGUCCUGAGUGGUAAGACCACCACCACCAAUUCUGAGAGAGAGAAGAAGCUUUUCAAUGUGACCAGCGCACUGAGAAUCAACACAACAGCUAAUGAGAUUUUCUACUGCACUUUUAGGAGAUUAGAUCCUGAGGAAAACCAUACAGCUGAAUUGGUCAUCCCAGAACAACCUCUGGUACUUCCUCCAAAUGAAAGGACUCACUUGGUAAUUCUGGGAGCCAUCUUGUUAUUCCUUGGUGUAGCACUGACAUUCAUCUUCUAUUUAAGAAAAGGGAGAAUGAUGGAUUUGAAAAUAUGUGGCAUCAGAGAUACAAACUCAAAGAAGCAAAAUGAUACACAAUUGGAGGAGACGUAAUCCAACAUUGAAACUUCUGAUCUUCAAGCAGGGAUU